CAGACUCACACAGACUGUGGCCUGUUGCUGCAGCGGAGCAUUGAACUAACCAAAAAUAAGUGCAGUGUCUACAAUAUCUUCAUUCUGUCAAGUAUGGAGGAUUUCAACUUGGUCAGAUGCAAUAGUCUGGAUGCAGGAUCUGGAAGUGACAAGGAGCUGAUGAGUCUUUAUCCCGAGACGGAGCCUACACCGGCAGAACUGGCUCAGUGUGAAGCUGAAGUCGGCACGCUGCUCAGCAUCAUCGCUGAAGUGAACAAGAAGAUGGGGUCCCUGAAGGCACCAAGCCAAUCAGGUGAUGUAAAACCACCAGCAGCCGGUCCUCUGUUUCCAGACCUACUUUCACACAGGUUGGUUAGAAGCAUCCCAGACAGGAGCACUUCCUCUUAUGUCACAUCGAAUCCUCCACUACCAAGUCGAGGGGGCAGUGGCGUCAUCUGGACAGAACUCAAGGGGGUUCUGACAGCAGUGGAGGACUCCAUCAAUUGCAGAAGGUCCUGGGCAGCCCCCAUUACAUCAUCUGACCGGGACAGACCAGAAGAGCAUCUGAGAGCAGCUCAGGACAGCUGGGCCAAGGCUGAUAAGAUUUUGGACGAGAUGGAAAAGGAAUUUGGGAUUUCUUGUCCUUCAGAUGUGGCAAAAGAAACAUUCCAGGAGGAACUUGCCGAUCAGGGUCCGGACUCCUCUCCCUUACAAGGAGAACUGCAGAGAUCACACAGUAUCAGCAACGUAGAAGAUGAGAAGAACAAGCAGGUUGGUCACCAGAGGGCCUGGAGGUCGGCUAUUUGCGCUCCUUCUUACAGAUCGUCAGGUCCUCCCGGGGCCUCUUCUUCCUUUCCAUGUUCUCCUUUGCUCCUCAGAAGAGCAGACAGAGCGGGAACCGACAGCUCACUUAGUUUAGUUAACUCAGGCAGUUCUUGUCCAAACCCCAUUGGCCUGGAGACUGAGAUGGAGCGACUGAAUAGGUACAUUGAAAAGCUGAAGGCCAGGAAUGAACGUCUCACUGCCGCUUUGGAGCGAAAGAGGGCAGAGUUGGAGCACAUCAGCGUUACACUGAAGAGGUUGGAGUCCGACUGCUCUACCAUGCACUUGGCUCUCAGAUACUGUGAGGAGUGCGAAGACGCGUACGGUGAGCUCCUGUCGCUUUACGAGGCUCAGAGGCAACAAAGCAUUCCUCCACAGACCAACGCAGCAGAGGAAAUUGAUGACACGCAGGAGGAACCUGGCGGUGCGUCAGUUCAGCACAGGAAACUGGCAAGUGAGGAAUUGUCGACCUCCUUCACAACAACAGAGGUCACCAAGGAGAUGGAAACACACACGGCACAGAGGACUCCUGACUUCAGUGAACGAGAGCUUGAGCUCCAUGACAUAAUUGAGCGCCUGAAAAGGAACAGGGCGGCCAUUUUCCUCCCAAAGCUCCAUGCAGGAGUGGAAGUGAACCCAGAUGUUGGUUCCCCUGCUGGGCUGCGAAGUGGACACUCGAGUAAAGAUAACAUCAAGCCUGCAGAAAGACAUAGAGAUAAGACGUCUCCGUUUCAUGAACUCAUCACAGCCAGAGAGGAGAUGUCAGACCUGCGUGGCCUCAUUCGUCUGAAGGAGAAAGAGCUGAGGUACCUGGAAUGGAGUCUAGUGGCCCAAAAGAGCCAAGAAGCAUCUGGAGCGUGUAUUCCAGAAAGCCUCCGAGAUGAGCUGGCCGACUGUAAGAUGGAGCAACAGAGGCUGUGUGAGAAUGCAGCCAAAGUAUGCAGCGAUGGUGACAUGGGUGGACUCAGGACCAGGCCCAUUUUAAAAGAGUUGCAAGCUGCCCUCCUGAGGGAGCAAGCCCUAAAGAAGAGACUGGCUUUAGUUUAUGACCCAUUCAACCCAACCCUCGCUGACACUGCUGGCAACAGGAGGGACAAUGAAGAUCACGUAGCAAGGCUCACACAAGCUCACAGUAAGGCCUUGAGUUCUUACCGACACAUUCGCAGGAAGUACCGGGAGCAAAUGUGGAAGCUGGAGCAGAAACUGGCGACCAUGAUGGACAGUCAGCACGUCCAGAGUGGAACGUCAAAGACAACUGGGGAGGAUUCAGAAUGGAGGAGGGAAGAGACCGUGCUGUGAUGUAAAAAAAAAAAAAAAAAAAACUUUGAGUGAGUACUGAGAAGUACGGCAAAAUGUACUCAUCAUUUUACAUCACUGAAGUAUUCAAAUGUGUAUUCUGUUCUCAACUUGCAUGGUCCCCAUCUUGGCUACGUAGCGGAAGGAAUGGGACAAUUCAUACUUCGAAAGUCACAAUUCAAACAAACUAAGUACGCAGUGCACACAGUAUACAUAUAUAAGUGUACUAAUGGAAGUAUUUGUGACACAGCCAAUGUCCUUAUUAGGGAAUACUCGACUGUAUUAUCUCCAAGGCCACUUUCAAUGACAUUGUAUACUAGACAGUAAAACCUUGCCAAUAAACUGAGCAGAAUUCCAAAGCACGCACACAAGUACUACUACAGUACAACUCUAUUUAGUUGUUUGACAAAGUACCAUAAAAUGUCAGAUAUACUGUACAUUAUGCACAAAAUAUAUAGUCACCUGACAAAAUGCUAGUUGUUAGCUCAGAUCAAUCAAUUUUUCCCUCCCAUGCAGCGUAUAAAUGUGUUGGUAGUAGCCAUUAUGUAUAAACCAAUAACACUACUGCAAUAGUGUUAUUGAUGAUGUACUACAUUAUUGUAUUUCAACAAUAUACUGUAUUAAUGUGGUACAAAAACAUUGGCUUUGUUUCUUCAUUUUCAUGGCAACAUUGAACCUUCAGUUCAGUGCUUUUACACAAUAUGGCAUACACCAAGG
This is a messenger RNA of Doryrhamphus excisus (bluestripe pipefish), 2814 nucleotides long. NCBI's taxonomy places the organism in Eukaryota, Metazoa, Chordata, Actinopteri, Syngnathiformes, Syngnathidae. The record is from RefSeq and is a predicted model, not a curated record.